AUGGACCUCUCAAAUUUUGCUUCAUUUCUUUUGAUUCUCUUUCUUUUCUCUGUUCUUCAAACAUCUACCACGGCCACCAAAAAGCCAUACAUCGUAUAUCUCGGAUCGCAUUCUCACGGUUUGAGUCCUUCCUUGUUGGAUCUCCAACUUGUAACAAAAUCCCAUUAUGAUUUAUUGGGAUCAGUGUUGGGAAGCAAAGAGAUAGCCAAGGAAGCUAUUUUCUACUCAUACAAUAGAUAUAUCAAUGGCUUCGCCGCAAUACUCAAUGAAAUACAAGCAGCAGAUCUUGCAAGAAUUCCAAAUGUGAUUUCUGUUUUUGAAAGUAAGGAAAGACAAUUGCACACAACAAGAUCAUGGGAUUUUCUUGGACUAGAAACACAAGAAACAGUUCCUUCAGACUCUAUUUGGAACGUUACGAGGUUUGGUGAAGAUGCAAUUAUAGCUAACUUUGACACAGGUGUUUGGCCAGAAUCCAAGAGCUUGAGUGACGAAGGAUAUGGGCCCAUCCCUUCAAGGUGGCUGGGCAGUUGUCAAAGUGGCUCUCACCCCAACUUCCGUUGCAACAGGAAGCUAAUUGGAGCAAGAUUCUUUAACUUAGCGUAUGGUCCACUCAAUGGCAGCUUCAAUUCUUCUAGGGACCAUCAAGGCCACGGAACCCACACUUUAUCCACAGCCGGUGGCAACUUUGUCUCUAGAGCUAAUGUUUUUGGCUACGCAAAUGGAACUGCCAAAGGUGGCUCACCACGAGCCCGUGUCGCGUCCUACAAGGUCUGUUGGGAAGCGGAAGGUGGAGGGUGUUUUGACGUGGAUAUCUUAGCUGCCUUCGAAGCUGCCAUUGGUGAUGGGGUUGACGUUAUCUCAACUUCUCUAGGUGCAAUUCCCACAGACUUCCUAAACGAUGGGCUAUCUAUAGGAGCCUUUCAUGCAGUUCAGCAUGGCAUCGUUGUUGUUUGUUCGGCUGGGAACUCAGGACCAACUCCUAGAACUGUAUCAAACGUGUCACCAUGGAUGUUAACAGUUGGAGCUAGUACCAUUGAUAGGGAGUUCACAAAUUUCGUAGUCCUUGGGAACAAGAAGAAACUUAAGGUGCUUGCUUAUAUCAAACACAACCUAAACUUAGAAAACUUGAAUUGA
Messenger RNA from Cucurbita pepo subsp. pepo (vegetable marrow), 1134 nucleotides. RefSeq names its product subtilisin-like protease SBT5.3. Gene Ontology annotation, molecular function: serine-type endopeptidase activity. The record is from RefSeq and is a predicted model, not a curated record. Lineage: Eukaryota; Viridiplantae; Streptophyta; Magnoliopsida; Cucurbitales; Cucurbitaceae. Gene Ontology annotation, biological process: proteolysis.